AUGCAAAGAACGAAGCGUUUGUUUAGCAAAGGGAUUAUUUUAAACCCCAAAAUGGUAACCCAAUCGCAGUUUAGUCAGAUACAAUUUCAGGCGGUGUUGAACAAUUUUUCCAUGCUGUACAACGUAAUGAAGGCGGUGAAUUUUGUCGAUAAUGCAAUAGUACAGCUAAGCAACGAUGGUAUGAAGGUGAUCGUGGAGGAUGCGAAAAGUAUCCAGGCAUCGGCGUACAUUACUCGGGCCUGUUUUUCGGACUUCAAGCUUGCCAUGGCUAAACCACCCCCGUCAUCGGACACAGCGGACACCCAGCUUUUCGUUGCGUUCGGAUUAAACCUGAAGGUGUUUACCGAUUGUCUGAGUAUGUUUACCGCCGGGGAUUACAAUUCGAGCCUUAAAAUGAUCCAAAAAGGCACUGGAGCACCGUUGAUCGUAAUACUGGAGCAGCAUGGCGAGGAUAGCCUUAUUACGGAGUGUUCCGUGCGAACGAUGGAACCGUUUGACUUCAUGGAGCUUGAUUUUGAAGAUGAACAACAAAUAGUGAGCAAGAUCAAUGUGAAGGGUGCGGAGUUUUUCCACCUGCUGAGUGAGAUGGAUCGCAACUGUGAUGAGAUUGAGGUGGCCAUUUCUCCGGAUGCGCCACAUUUAAAGUUUCAUUCGUUUGGAGAGUUGCAUUCGGAAACUAGUGUGGAAAUAACCAAUACCAGCGAUAUGCUUAUCACUUUUAGCUGCAACGACGCUAGCCGUAAUCGGUACAAAUUUCAUCACUUUCGGCUAGCUAUGCGGACGCUAGCAUUAUCGUCGAAAGUUGCCCUGCGUACCAACAGCGAGGGUUUGCUCGGAUUGCAAGUGAUGAUAGAAAAUAGCGAUAGUUCGCACAUUUUUGUGGAGUACUUUAUCUUACCGCUGAUGUCGGAUGACGAUCAAACAACGAUAUAAAAUUUUCUGCAUCUUAAUGUUCACUGAUCUGAUACUAAAACCAACGCAAUAAAACCAGCGUAGAGUAAAACGGUGUUUUUUUCCUGCAGUAAAAAUAACGGUUUUUAUUCAUUUAAAUCAAUUGCCAUUUUUAACGAAAGAACAAACUCAUCGAAAGUAAGU
Anopheles funestus (African malaria mosquito) is the source of this 1095-nucleotide messenger RNA. RefSeq lists its product as uncharacterized. Gene Ontology annotation, molecular function: 3'-5' exonuclease activity. The record is from RefSeq and is a predicted model, not a curated record. The transcript has 2 exons. Gene Ontology annotation, cellular component: checkpoint clamp complex; nucleus. Gene Ontology annotation, biological process: DNA damage checkpoint signaling; DNA repair. Lineage: Eukaryota; Metazoa; Arthropoda; Insecta; Diptera; Culicidae. Bases 1 to 933 code for a protein of 310 amino acids.